GUCGUCCAAGACCGAGAUCUUACCGGCCUGGACCCUGAUUGUUUACCCUCUUGGCUCGGCCCGCGUGCUCAUCUCUGUCCGCUAUCGGCUUUCCGUCUUGCCUUGGAGACGCGGGCUGACCAAACAACAGCGGUACACACGUCCGCUUCCCUUCAACCCCUUAUCAUGACCUCUGAUCCGUCCUCAUCGGCAAUACCCUUGCCUCCACCAUGCGACGACCCGAGAAUCAGCGCCGUCCACCCAACAAGGCCUUGGCCUUGGACCCGACCUGUUGCUCCCUCGACUUCAUCAAGCGACGCUUCCUCUCCGUCCUCCACGACGCCGCUUGAACUCGUCCAAGUUCACUACUACAUUCGGCAUGGGGAGCGAGUUCCCGUCCGCACCCGCCUCCUCACCGCAAACCCACCACUGCCAGAGCGCUGGGCGUUGUGCUUUACCAAUGCCCAACCUUACUCGCCAACUGUCCUAGCCGCAGGAGAGAGCAGCAAAGAAGCACGGAGCGAGUCCAUGCCUAUCCUUCGUGUGCCCGAGUCUGUGGAGCCAACCAUUUUGAUGGCAGGUACCCCCAACCCAACAGGGGAAGGAUCAACCCGCGUCUCCGCUCCACUCAGAGGUGAAUGCCUCCUCGGAGAGCUGACAGACCGAGGAAGAGCUUCGACGCUCAAAAUGGGUCAGCAUCUGCGCUCAGUCUAUGUUGAUCAACUUGGCCUUCUCCCAGCCAAGCUGGCAAGGGAGGACGAAGGGAGCGGGUUGCUCUACGUGCGCAGCACAAACAUGCCGCGGACGACGGAAAGUGCAACACAAGUGAUCAAGGGCCUGCUCUCCCUCUCACAAGACCACUCGUCCUCAUUAUCAUCAUCCCCUUCGCAAGCAUACCGUCCCACCAUAUUCAUCCGCAAUGGACAUCAAGAAUCCUUACUCCCAAACACCUACUCCUGCCCCACCCUGGCGAGACUAGACGCCCACUUCUCCCGCCAGGCAGCUAGGCUGCUCAAUCCCUGGCUCUCUACGCUUGACCCCCUUAUUGCACCACAUCUCAGUAAGGACGGAUCAGUCAAGCUACGGGUGGAUGGUCAUCCGCGCUUGUCGGGGGUGACGGACAGUCUAAGAUGCGCCAAGGCACAUAGCAUGCCUGUUCCUGCUCCGAUGCGCGGUCAGAGCGAGGCCCUCGACAAGAUGGAGGCAGCCGUGUGCGCCGAGUGGUUUGGCGGGUACUCUGCUGGUCGAUCUGGACGGGAAGAAGAGGCAGGAGAUGGAGAAAAGAGCAAGGUCUUUCGUCGCCUUGCGAUGGGCCCUCUCCUGAGGGAUCUGCAGUGGUGCUUGGACGAAAAGGCUGCUAGCAGCGAGGUGAUUGCUCCGGGCGAGAAUGAGAAAAGCGAGAAAGUCCCGCUGCGUAUGGCCAUCUACUCUACUCACGAUACCACCCUGGCCGGCAUGCUGGCUACGCUGGACCUGUACGACGGGAGGAGAUGGCCGGCUUUCACUGCGAGCGUGGGGGUGGAGCUUUGGAAGCAGGCAGGGCGACAGGCUCAACCGCAGGCAAGCUCAGGAGCAGAAGCCCAGGAAGCGCGAACACAGCACUUCGUUCGCCUCCUUUACGAUGGCCGACCCGUACGCAUGCCCUGGUGCGCUCCGGCGUCUUCGCCCGCGGCAGAUGGGGGUCCGGAGCUCUGCCCACUUGACAUGUUCCGGGCCAAGGUCAAUCGCGAGGUCAAUGAGGGCAGGCCGCGCGACGCCAAGAGUGGCAAGGUGCUGAGUUGGGAUGAGGAAUGUGUGAUGGGAAGAGGUGAGAGGAGUGACAAGUGAGGGAAGAGGGAUGACGGACAUCAAUGGGG
Jaminaea rosea is the source of this 1835-nucleotide messenger RNA. RefSeq names its product phosphoglycerate mutase-like protein. The record is from RefSeq and is a predicted model, not a curated record. Bases 166 to 1806 code for a protein of 546 amino acids. Lineage: Eukaryota; Fungi; Basidiomycota; Exobasidiomycetes; Microstromatales. The transcript has 2 exons. Gene Ontology annotation, biological process: dephosphorylation. Gene Ontology annotation, molecular function: phosphatase activity.